Yamadazyma jaroonii is the source of this 1893-nucleotide messenger RNA. Lineage: Eukaryota; Fungi; Ascomycota; Pichiomycetes; Serinales; Debaryomycetaceae. The record is from the annotation of a GenBank genome assembly.
AUGCUUGAAAUAUUUCAAAUCAUCUUCUAUGAUUUGGUUAUCCUUUUCUGCCAGUCAAUUAUUCAUACUUUCUUCAGAGAUAUCAAAGUAAGAGGAUCAUUCAAUAUCCCAUCAAAGGGACCUAUCAUAUUUGUUAUUGGACCCCAUCAUAAUCAAUUCCUCGAUGGAGCCAUUGUAAUAUCCAAAGUUAAGCAAUUCACUAACAGAAGAAUCUCCUUUUUAAUUGCUGAUAAAUCUUAUAAGAGAAGAUUCAUCGGAUUUAUGGCACGUUUAACAAGUGCUAUCCCAGUACAAAGAGCUCAAGACAUGUUGAAGAAUGCCAAUGGUCGAAUCAAAUUGAAAGAAGGGACCAAAGAUAUAAUUAUUGGUCAUAAUACUUAUUUUACUAAAGAUUGUGAAGUGAAAGGACUCAUUGGUUUACCUAGAUCCAAAGGUAAUUUCCAAAUCCUUUCCAUUGAAUCUGAUACGGAAUUAAAGAUCAAACCUGUAGAAAAAGAUGAUCAAAUUGAAGUCCUUACCAAAGGAACAGCCUAUAAAAUCGCUCCUCAUGUCGAUAAUGAUAAAUUAUUCUCCAACGUGUUCGAAUUCUUAAAUAGUGGUAAGGUUCUUGGGAUGUUCCCAGAAGGGGGGUCUCAUGAUAGAACUGACUUAUUACCUUUGAAACCAGGUGUGGCUAUCAUGGCUUUAGGGGCCAUGGCAAGUAAUGACAAUUCUCCUCCUGAUGACGUUAUCAAUGUUAUACCCGUGGGAAUGAAUUAUUUCCAUCCUCAUAGAUUCAGAUCAAGAGCUGUUGUGGAGUUUGGUGAGCCUAUUAAGAUCACCAAGGAGUUGGGUAAAAAGUAUGAGGAGAAUAAACGUUUAGAAGUUCAAAAACUUAUGGAUUAUAUAACUUUGAGUUUGAAGCAAGUUUGUGUUACUUGUGACGAUUAUGAUACUUUGAUUGUUCUUCAAGCAGCCAGAAGAUUAUUCACCAAUGAAUCCCGAGAAAAGAUCCCUCUUCCAUUAGUGGUAGAGAUGAAUAGAAGAUUCAUCAAGGGAUAUCAAUUAAAUAAGGACAAACCUGAUAUCAUAGAUUUGAAAGAAAGUGUUAUGGAAUAUCAAAAGAAACUAAUGAUGUUGGGAUUACAUGAUUAUCAGGUAAAUAUUAUUGAUGAUGCUAAUUUCUUCAAAAACCUUCAAGAAUUUUCAUGGAGACUUUUCAGAACAGUACUCUUCUUUUGUUUGAGUUUACCAGGAACAAUUCUCUUCUCACCAGUAUUCAUCAUCAGUAGUAGAAUUUCUAAAGAGAAGCAGGCAGAAGCUUUAGCCAAUUCAACUGUUAAAAUCAAAGCCAAAGAUGUUUUGGGAACCUGGAAAGUCCUUGUGGCCUUGGUUAUCGCUCCUUGCUUGUAUAUCUUUUAUUCUGUUUUAGGUACUUUAUACUUGAGAUCAACAAUUAUUGGUACGUUCCCAACAUGGAUAAUAUUCAUCUUUUGUUAUUUUUGGUCAGUAUUAACCACCUAUGCAUCCUUAAGAAUUGGUGAGAGUGGUAUGGAUUACUAUAAAUCUUUAAUUCCUUUAUUUUACUCCUUAUCCAAGAAGAAAGCUAGGAAACAAAUAGGUGAAUUGAAACAAAUGAGAUUAGAAUUAUCAGACAAAGUAACUCAAUUUUGUAAUAAUUAUGGGCCAGAUAUUUUCCAAGAUUACGAAGAGUUUUAUGAUAAGUAUAAUAAUGCCGAAGAUGAUGACGGAGAACUAAGUCUCAAAGAUGUUCAAAUUUUCGAUGAUUCAGAAUCUUCAGAGCCUGAACAUUCAGAUUAUGAUCAUAAUGAAGCUGAAGAAACUAAACAAGACGUACGUCUUUUAAGUGAAAAGAUAAAUAAAGCAUAUAAAACCAGAAUGAAAUUGGACUAA